AUGAGACACCCCGCAGAUUCAGAAGCAUGGAAGUCUUUGAACAAAACAUUUUCAGACUUUGCUAAAGAUGUACGUAAUGUACGAUUGGGUUUAUCUAGUGAUGGGUUUAAUCCUGGGGCUAACAUGAGUAGUAGAUAUAGAGAUGAUAUAGAUGUAUUUUUGCAACCUCUAGUAGAUGAACUUAAUGAACUGUCGGAGUUUGGGGUAAAAACUUUUGAUGCAUAUGCGAAAGAGACUUUUAAUAUGCGAGUGGUGUUGUUAUGGACCAUUAAUGACUUUCCAGCUUAUGCCAAUCUGUUUGGUUGGUGUACCAAAGGGGCCCUUGUAUGCUCUAAUUGUCAUUUAGACACAAAAUCUCAUUAUUUGAAGCAUGGACACAAAUAUUGCUAUAAAGAACAUCGAAGGUGGCUACCAAUCGAUCACAAAUGGAGGCUUAAUAGGAGCUCCUUUGGUGGUAAGGUACAAAGGGGUCCUCCUCCAGUUCCUCUAACGGGGUUUGAUGUUUUGGAACAAUUAAAUGGAUACUCAAAUUUGGAGUUUGGAAAAGCUUCUAAGGGAAAACGCAAGAGAGGUGAAAGAUAUAUCGUGCAUCAAUGGAAAAAACGUAGCGUCUUUUUCCAGUUACCUUAUUGGAGACAUCUCUUGGUUCGAAACAACUUGGAUGUGAUGCAUGUGGAAAAGAAUGUUUGUGAAAGUAUAUUUGGCACAAUGCUUGAUUUACCGGGAAAAAAUAAGGACUCCUUAAAUGCCCGACUAGACUUAGUAGACAUGAAAAUGCACGAUAAACUACGUCCAAAGUCACUUGGGAAUGAUAAAUGGUGUGUCUCCUUGCAGACGGAAGGUAUGGGAUUGAAAACUCAUGAUUUUCACGUUUUCAUGCAAGACUUACUAACACCUGCCUUCCAAGGUGUUUUAGAUGAGAAUGUUCUAAUGCCUUUACAAGAACUCAGUCUGUUUUUCAAGCAAUUGUGUUCUAAAACCUUAAAGGUAGCAGAAUUAGAGAAGAUUGAAAUGAAUAUAGCAAUCACCUUAUGUAAGCUGGAGCGCAUAUUCAUUCCUGCCUUCUUUGAUGUGAUGAUACAUCUCCUGAUUCACUUGGCAACCGAAGCUAGAAUGGUCGGUCCUGUACAUUAUCGUUGGAUGUAUCGUUUUGAAAGGGCAAUGCGAACGUUCAAAUCAUUCGUGCGGAACAAAGCUCACCCAGAAGCUUCAAUUGCUAACGGGUACAUUGAAAUGGAGUGCAAGCCUUUAGGGAAGGGAAGUCUAACAGAAAUGACUGCUAAGGAGAGUCGAGAAGCUCAACUUUAUGUCAUGUUUAAUUGUGAUGAAUUAAAACCUUUAUUGACUGAAUAUGAGCAUGCACCAAUUUCUCAAAGGAUUGACCUUUGCAAGUGGUUUGAAGAUAGAAUUACAAAGCUAUGGAAAGAAAGAGAUCCAAGAGUUACCGAAGAAUUAUUGUGUUUAGCACGAGGACCGAUGAAAGGUGUUGUCACUUUUGAUGGAUACGUCAUUAACGGGUUUAGAUUUCACACCAAAAAGCGGCAAAGAAAUCGAAAAACUCAAAAUAGUGGCGUAGUCGUGAAAGGGGACGAGGAAAGUGGGCAAAAGGAUUUCUAUGGGGUUUUAGAGAAUUGUGCUAGAGUAUGA
Beta vulgaris subsp. vulgaris (sugar beet) is the source of this 1647-nucleotide messenger RNA. RefSeq lists its product as uncharacterized. NCBI's taxonomy places the organism in Eukaryota, Viridiplantae, Streptophyta, Magnoliopsida, Caryophyllales, Amaranthaceae. The transcript is spliced from 7 exons. The coding region runs from base 1 to 1647 and encodes 548 amino acids. The record is from RefSeq and is a predicted model, not a curated record.